UUUGAGUUUAUACUUCUUCUUGUCUGAAACAGAACUCACAUUCCCAAAAAGCUUCCGUUUUUUUUUUUGCUUUCUUUCUUUUAGGGUCAAAACACAAACCCUAGAGAGAAACAGUUAAUCUCGUCCUCUCUUUGCAACGACGAUGUUGAGCGAUUAUGGUAUAACGGAGGAAGACAUGGUAAUCGAGGAAGCUCAGGGCUACCCGAUAUCUUACGCAAAGCUCUGUCGCGACUUCGAUGCUUCUCCGUACAGAAACGGUCCUCCUUUCACCUUCACGCCGUACAUUCUGCAACACAACGAGAGUUCAAGAUGCAGAGAAGUAGAUCAGAUGUUCCCUGUAAUUGAUCCGAAAGCAAGACCAACAACGAAACCUAAGAUCUUCUUAAGUCUCCUAUGGAAACAACUUAAUCAUCUAGGCAAUGCUGGGUUUGAUCCGGCUGUUAUUCGGAUUGAUCCGUAUGGGAAUGUUCUUUACUUCCACGCUGACUCAGCUUCUCCUCUCGCUUGGGGUUUUGAUCAUUGGUUCCCUCUCUCAAGAGGAGGUUUAACAGUACCAAGCAACUUAAGGAUAGUCCAAUGGCAAGCACGCAAGAACAAAAAAGGCAAACUCGAGUUCCUAGUACCAUGGUGGGAUCUUCAAGUUGGCAUCUCAGUGAAUCAGUUCCUGUCUAUUUUCGCAGCUUCGAGUUCCGAUUUCAAGAGGAGAGCGUUUUCAUUCUUGUUCAAACAAGGUGAAAGCGAGGAACUUAACGGCUCGCAAACUGUUGACUCGCAUAGUUUCCCACAGCAUUUUGUUGAAUCAAAAGAGAAGUGUGGACUUGCUUCAGCUGCGGUUGUUGUUUCAAGAAGAGAACCUUAUGACCCUUCACUAGUGUUGAGGUCUCUCGAUCCCAAUCGUCAAACACCUGCAAGGAAGAUGAGAGUGGGUGCAAUGAAAGAGAAUGAGACUCCAGACUUGAUGAAGAAUCCGUAUCAAGCAAUUGUUGCUGCUAGGGACUCACUGAGACACCGAGAGGAAGCACAGAAUAUGAGAGCUGAGAUGAAGAAGUUAGAUGAAGAGAUGAAUGAUUUGAAAAGAAAGAACAGCGAAGAGCAGGUAACCAUACAGGAGCUGGAGAGUGAGCUGAUUAAGCGGAGAAGAAGAGCUGAAAAGGGAAGGAGAUUGGCAGAAGCUCAAUGCUCGUAUAGGAAUACACUUGAGAAGAUGAUCCGUGAUGCCAUGCACCAGAGUGUUGUGUAUAAGGAACAAGUGAGGUUAAACCAGGCUGCAAGUAGUGCACUUAUGGCGAGGUUAGAGGCGCAGAAGGCGAUUUGUGAUGGUUCGGAGAAAGAACUUCACAAGAAGUUUAAAGAAAGAGAGGAGCUGGAGAAUCAGAAUCAGGUGAGGCCUGAACUUGAGAAAGCAAGGAAAAGAUCAAGAUUUUUGCUGAAAGAUGAAGAUGACUUGCUGCUAGAAGAUAGAGACAGUAAGUUGUCUUUACAUCUUCCUGGAACAAGCGAAGAAACGUCUUUGGAGUUGAGAGUUUGCUCUGGAGAAGAACAUAAAGCAGCAGCUUCUGAGGCUGAAACUCAGAAGAAGCAUGGGGAGAUAGAAGAGGUGGAAGAGGAGCAGAAGAUUCAAGAGGUGUCUGAGAGGUCUCUGGUUGCGUUGGAAGAGAAGAGAGGCAGCAGAAGAAGCUUCAGAGCAUUUCCUGUUUUCAAGGAACAAGAGAUUGAGGAAGAUGAGGAAAGCAGGAGAGAGCGAGGGAAAGGAAACGUUGAGAAAUGGCUCCACAUAUUACUUGACAACAACAACAAAACCAAUCCACAGGAUCUUCAAGCUGAAAGAAACAAGAAGAUUGAUGAAAUGAUAGAGAGACUAGACCACAAGUUCCCUCUGCUUAACAAAGUCAAUGAAGAAGAUGCUGUGGAGGAGGAAACAAGAACUGAAAGCUCACGUAGAAGCAGAAUGAGUUUUGAUCUGAAGAACACAACGCCAGAGAAGAAGAGUGGCAGAGAUAAAGUGGUGAAGAGAUCAGAGAGUGCACGAGCUUUCAGAAGGAUUCCAUCAUCUCCAUCACUCAUCUUUGGAAUGAAAAUGGGACUUAAUAAGAAGCCAGUUGUUUCAGGUCAUGACGAUGAGAAUGAAUACCUCGUUAAGAACAACUUCAUCAAGUCAUCUCUCCAAACAAUCAAACGAGCUGUCAAAUUCUAAACCAACAUUUUUUUUCAUUACAUGGAUUUGUUUUGGUUUGUGUACAAAAAAAAGACUUCCUUCCUUCCUCUAUGUGUAAUAAUAAUUAAUAACAGCUUGUUGUGUUGUUUUCAGUUUUCAAGACAUUGAUUUUCUCCACCUAGAAGGUGUCCUUCC
Messenger RNA from Raphanus sativus (radish), 2350 nucleotides. RefSeq lists its product as uncharacterized. Lineage: Eukaryota; Viridiplantae; Streptophyta; Magnoliopsida; Brassicales; Brassicaceae. The transcript has 6 exons. The record is from RefSeq and is a predicted model, not a curated record. The coding region runs from base 143 to 2194 and encodes 683 amino acids.